AUCAGGAACUAUUUUUUAUCUGUCAAUUUCAAGUGUGUACACACAGAGUAUGUCUUUUCCAGUUCUAUUGCCCAUUGGGUAAUCAUUCAAGUUUCAAUCAUUCGCUUUUGACAUUGAACUGGAGAUAACGCACUGAUAAAGAUAAUCGUCGAUUUGUUUUUUUCGCACGACGUUUCAAACCUUCUGUUAUUUCAUUUGUAACAUCUGUGAAUUUUGUUCUGUUUUUCAUAUAGCUCUACCUGUUUUUUUUGUGAGAUUUUUAAAUAUAUGAAUUUUUUAUCGAUCUAAGAAUGGCUGAAACGUAUUUGGUUGGUGUUGAUGUUGGUACAGGCAGUUGCCGUGCGGCUCUGGUCGAUUCAACGGGCCGAGUAAAAAAAGUGCACGUAAUACCUACAAAAACAUGGAAUCCACUUCCCGAUCACUAUGAACAAUCGUCUGAUAAUAUUUGGAGUGGAAUCUGCGAAUGUGUACAGACGGUUAUUCGUGACUGUCCAAAGGAUAAGAUCAUUGGAAUUGGUUUUGAUGCAACCUGUUCGUUGGUGGCGCUUGACAAAAAUGAUAAGCCACUGACCGUGAGUACAACCGGUGAUAACAGCCGAAAUAUUAUGCUAUGGAUGGAUCAUCGAGCCGGAAAAGAGGCAGAUCAAAUAAAUGCUACCAAACAUGAGCUUAUCAAAUGUAUCGGCGGCAGAGUCUCACUGGAAAAUGAAGUACCAAAAGCGAUGUGGUUGAAAUCGAAUUUAUAUGAUAAGUGUUGGUCCAAAGUGGGUAAAUUAUUUGAUUUGCCAGAUUUUUUGACGUGGAAAUGUACCGGAGACGAUACUCGAUCAUUGUGUUCGGCCGUCUGUAAAUGGAAUUAUGAUGGAUUCAAUCGGAAAUGGUCGCGAGAUUUCUACGAGCAACUUGGUAUGGCCGAUUUGUGUGCGGAUGAUUUUGCGAUUUUAGGUAAGAAUGUAACGACACCCGGUGCUGCCAUUGGAAAAGGAUUAAAUGAACAAGCUGCUCGUCAAUUGGGAUUGAAUGUUGGAACACCGGUGGGUGCAUCGUUGGUUGAUGCAUAUGCCGGCGCGUUGUGUUUGCUUGGUUGCCAUGCCGACGGUAUCGAUGAUUCGAUCUCAACAAAAGUGGCUUCGAUCUGUGGAUCUUCUUCAGGUCACUUGUCGGUGGAAAAGGAAUUGAUCUGGGCCAGCGGCCUGUGGGGACCGUUCAAAGAUGUCAUUUUCCCUGGUUUUUACCUUCAUUCAGGUGGACAAUCAACAACAGGUGUUCUACUUGACUAUGUCGUCAAAAGUCAUCCGGCCUACAAUGAAGCACUCGAAAAAGCUGGCAAAACGCACGUUUUCGAUUAUCUCUGUCAACAAUUGGAUCGAAUGGCCCAGGAACAAAUGUUGGACAGUGUACAUUUUCUGACAAAAGAUUUUCACGUUUGGCCCGAUUUGCAUGGAAAUCGAUCACCAAUUGCUGACCCAACGAUCAAGGGCAUGAUUUGUGGCCUGACAAUGUCAGCAACCGUUGAUAAUCUAGCACUCACAUAUCUCGGCUUUGUUCAGGCACUUUCUUAUGGAACGCGGAACAUUUUGGAUCAAUUAAUAGACAGUGGUCGAAAACCAUUUCGUUCGCUUUUGAUUUGUGGUGGAUUGCGAAAAAGUCAAUUGUAUGUGGAAACACAUGCUCAAGUGUUGGCAAUCCCAGUAUUAGUGCCAGAUGAAGAAGAAAUGGUUCUCGUUGGAUCGGCAAUGUUGGCAGCGUGUGCGGCCAAACUGUUCCCAACGCUUGAGCUAGCCUCAAAGGGAAUGGCAAGUCGAUGUGAAGUGGUUCGACCCAAUCCAGCGCUUCAUGACUAUCACGAUCGAAAGUACAAAGUUUUUCGACAAAUGGUCCAAGAUCAAUUGAAAUACAGACAAACUAUGCAUUCAUAAUUCCAAGCGAUAUUCUUCAGCCUCUCUGAUCGUCUGUGUUAAGAAUUGAAUAAAAUUUUAAUAAAAUUGGCGUUUUUUUUAUUAAAAUAAUUUAAUAAAAUGCACUAUAUUUAUUAACGUUAAUAAAAAAA
This is a messenger RNA of Sitodiplosis mosellana (orange wheat blossom midge), 2050 nucleotides long. RefSeq names its product FGGY carbohydrate kinase domain-containing protein-like. The transcript is spliced from 5 exons. Lineage: Eukaryota; Metazoa; Arthropoda; Insecta; Diptera; Cecidomyiidae. The record is from RefSeq and is a predicted model, not a curated record. Gene Ontology annotation, molecular function: kinase activity; phosphotransferase activity, alcohol group as acceptor. The coding region runs from base 291 to 1919 and encodes 542 amino acids. Gene Ontology annotation, biological process: carbohydrate metabolic process.